Hypomesus transpacificus is the source of this 3773-nucleotide messenger RNA. RefSeq names its product cytoskeleton associated protein 2-like (gene ckap2l). The transcript is spliced from 9 exons. Bases 120 to 2594 code for a protein of 824 amino acids. Lineage: Eukaryota; Metazoa; Chordata; Actinopteri; Osmeriformes; Osmeridae. The record is from RefSeq and is a predicted model, not a curated record. Gene Ontology annotation, cellular component: mitotic spindle; cytosol; centrosome.
GAAGCUAUCAAACCCGGGUGUUUUGAAAAAGACCACUGCGGAUGAAAAGUUGUUACUGGACCGUACUUAUCUAACAACAUUUGAAUAAUAAUAAUAAGGGGGGUUUAUAGUAAUCAGUCAUGGACGAAGGGGAAACCGUUUCCAAAACCGAUAGGAAAGAGUUACGCAAGCAGAAGUUGAUGGAAUAUUUGGCUGCAAAGGGAAAGCUUAAACCCAUCAAUCUUAAGCCCUAUCUACGCGAUGUUGCUCAUGUGAAAAAAUCUUCCACGUCUGUUGUGACUACGCACACAGGGAAAGAGAACCAGGGUCCAAAUGCUCCGAAGGCGAAGAAGGAAGGAGGGAAGGUUCAGCCUGUAAGUGGCAAGGCUGGUUCUCAAGCCACCGGCGUGCCACGUGGCAGCACCACACAGAAAACCACACUAACAAACAACAACAAUAAAAAAGAGGCCAAUAAAACCACCCGCACACAGACAUACACCACAGCCUCCUUAACUGCACGAAUCAAUGCCCUCAAAUCCAUCACGCAAUCAGUUGGCCCAAGGCGACCUGCAAACCAAAAGCAGGCUCCAACUGCUGGGAUCAGGCCACACACACAAGCAGCCAGCCAGCCCAGAGCAAAGUUCAAUCAAUCUGUAGCAGCCUUGGCUCAUCCCAGCCAUGAACAAGCCCCAGCAAAAGUGCAAUCCAAAAAAUCUCAUCUAACCGGUGGAAUGCAACCUAGCACACUCCUCAGUACAUGCACAUGGCCAAGCACUGCUAACAGUAAGAGAAUGAGCAUUGGUACGGUGGCUAAGACCAAAACAGGUCUCAAUCCUACAGUUAUUCAGCCCAGGAACACUAAUCCACAAGCUUCUGGCUCUGUUCCAAAUGCAUCCACCAGUACCAGGGUCCCUAGCAGAGGGCGCUCAAGCAGUUCCCCAUCUGCCACCAUCUCCCAGGAGGCAACUGUGAUGCAGAGGAAAGCACUUCCUGUCAGGACUCUGGGCCAGAGUGUUGAUGGGAAGGAACGUCCGAGUCACGUUUUCCGCAGGUCGGAGUCCAGAUCCGUCACAGCUAGACCUCCUCAACCGGGGUGGCAGAGACCCCCAGUUACUGCUUCUAGGACCGCUCAGCGGACCACUGUGCAGCCCAACACAGCUCCAGGGAGACCUGGAGGGAGGGUGCAGCCCAACACAGCUCCAGGGAGGCCUGGAGGGAGGGUGCAGCCCAACACAGCUCCAGAGAAACCUGGAGGGUUGUUGCACCCCAACACAGCUCCCCCAACCAGACCACCCAUACUUCCUGUUCAGAAGACGAAAAGGGUUGUAAAUCUGGGAGCGAGAGUUCCAGCUGAGUCAGGAAGCACGGUCUCCCAGAAGCCUGCCCGUCCAGUGUCAACGGGGACAAGUAACCAAUGGCAGGCGACGGCAUUGAGCAGGGCGAUGCAGAUGGCCGUGGCCGAGCGGGUCCAGAAAGACAGCGUCCUGUCGGCUGACGGGCAGGACGCGGGUUCGGAAACGGCCCGCUCCAAGGCCAUUCGGUGCAAGAGAGACCCAGCGGCUGGUGCCAGGGUGCCGGUGAUGCCCCAGACCGUGCCGCGAGCUGCCAGACCCACCAGCCAGGGGUGGUGGCCGGGGGGGGUGAAGACGCCGGUCGGGCAGGGCAGAACCGCGCCCCAGACGGAGGGCAAGAAGAACAUGACGGCAGCCCAGGAGGACAGAAUGAGGAGGCUCCAGGAGUGGAGAGAGGCCCGGGGCAUCUCCUACAAGCGCCCCCCCAUGCCUGUGAAGCCCCGCACCAGACGCACGGCGGGCCCUCCCCAGCCCUACUGGGCCUGUAUGGAGCAGGAGGAGGAGACCCAGGCCCUGGUCCACGCUGUGGACCGCUCCUUGGACGACUGCAUCACACUGCUGCUGGAGGGUUGCCCUGUUUCCCAGGUCCAGGGUGUCCUAUCCCGGCUGCCAGCAGUGACGCAGAAGUUUGCCAAGUUCUGGAUCUGUCAGGCUCGCCUGAUGGAGCGCGAGGGGUGCCUGGACGUCCUGCCCAUGUUCGAGGAGGCCGUGAGAGUGGUGCUCGAGCCCGUGGACGAGCUGCGCGCCGUGGUGUUCGACAUCCUGAGGAAGAGGGACGACGCCCAAGCUCCUCCCCCUGAGAGGAGUGUGGAGGAUGCCGGGACCCCAGGGCAGGGCCUCAGCCCCUCCGAGAGCCCUGUGGACCCCAUCAGCACCCCCAAGCCAGUCAGAGCCCUGAUCCACGGAGACCAGGGAAGCUCCUCAGUGGUCAAGUACAAGAUUACUGCCACUCCAGGUGGCUUCCGCAGCCAACAGAGGGAGCCAGCGCACGUCAACGGCCAUGAGCUCCGCUUCUUCACGCCCGUGCGGCGCUCAGUGAGGAUCGAGAGGUCUUCACUACGCUACCCAGCAGCCCUUCAGGACCACGACCUCUGUGUGACCUCCUACCAAGACUUGGUGGUCAAGGAGGAGAAGGAAAGGAUGGGGGAGGGGGAGGAGGGUGAUGGCAGCUCCCCUCAGAUGAUCCCCACCGUGUAUGUCUACAGGGAAAACGAUGCCCUGCGAGAUCAGGUUCACAUGCAGCUCGUCUAUGAAGAAGACUGAUGGGGGGGGGGGGUUUAAUAGUUCCGGGAGGGUUUUUCUUCUCGAUGUGUGAGGAUUUGUGAUUUGAAAACUGUAUAUCUGACCAUAAUCUGUCUUUGUGGCAAAAAUAUGAAUUUUUUCUUCGUCAGAACAUGUCAUUGCAAACACCGUUUAUCAACAGGAAGAGGCCUGUUGAAAGAAAAAAAGAAAGGGUUUGUACAUUAAAUGUUGUUUUUAUAUGUAAUUUUAGUUGUAGGGCCCCUAGACUGCUCAUUGUUCUUUACUAGAAAUGGUUCACAUGCAAAUAAGGUGAACUGACAUACACACACGUUAAGAACGGCUAACUCUACAGUGUUUUCUUUACAUUACUACAGUGCUAGAAUCAGCCCUAACGCGUGGGUUCUAUAUAUUUCCGACGCUUCCACCAGAGUGAGUUAUUUUUGCAGAACGGGAGCAAGAAUACCAGAUAUAACCCUUUGCUUCUACAGCCUCGGAACAAUUACUAUGAACGGAAUAACUGAACAGCAAAGCAACAGAAUACCCUGCAUUCACAGUUAAACUGCAAGCUGGUAAUCGCUUUUAGCUUUAUUAACCAAAAGGUAGGCUACAGCAUCUGCAUCAGUGCAUAACAGAAUGUUUAACUGAGGCAAAAUCACAACAUAAGUGGUGGAUAAAGUAUUCAGAUCCUUAAAAAGUACUAAUACCACACACUAGUACCAAUGCCAUAACUCCCAAAUUCGCUGAAAUAUUACUGAUGCUAGUUGGCAGUCUUCCUGCUGUGGAUCUUGCCUUGACUGGAUGAAGAUUCAGCAGCCUUGAAUUAUCCAUUCAGUUUCGGGAUUUGUUCCAGGACAUUUUGGUCACGUUGUUCUUUUAACCUUUGUAUUUUGCCCCAAGUCACAUCUACCCAAUCACUUAUUAAAAAAGAGAACGCUUCUCAUGGGCCAAUAAGGGUCUUUAUUUUCUUCCCGCUGAAGUAGCUAUAUUUAAAAUAUUAAAACAACAACAAUCAACAACAAACAAACAACAACAACAAUCCGGCCAAUCCGGGGCGCCCUGCACACGUGGGACACUGCAACCUAGGCAAGCCUGUGCAUUAAUCCGCGCCUGCGAGUGGGGUUUGCUUUCGAGUCGGCCAAUGAAUCUAAUUUGGUUGUGUGCAGGGCCGUACGCAGGCCCCAAAAAAUACUGAGGUCAUGA